Messenger RNA from Trypanosoma conorhini, 1437 nucleotides. RefSeq names its product Bardet-Biedl syndrome 4 protein. Gene Ontology annotation, molecular function: protein binding. The record is from RefSeq and is a predicted model, not a curated record. Gene Ontology annotation, cellular component: ciliary basal body. The coding region runs from base 1 to 1437 and encodes 478 amino acids. Lineage: Eukaryota; Euglenozoa; Kinetoplastea; Trypanosomatida; Trypanosomatidae. The transcript has a single exon. Gene Ontology annotation, biological process: protein localization to cilium; cilium assembly.
AUGGAGGAGGGAGCGGCGGGCACCGCAUCCCACUCCCGUGAAGUCCCCGCCGACAACGCCGGCAACAGCGGUGCGUUGGAACAAAACCUCACAAGGGCACUGUCGUCCUUGUCCACCACCACCGCGACUGCCGCUCCCGCCUCCCCGGUGAUGAUGUCGAUGGCUGCGUCCCUCCUUGACAUUCGUGAGCGCCGUAAUUGGCUCAUUCACCAAUUAUACGUGCGUCAAGAAUAUGUAGAUUGCCUCAGCGUGAUAGAGGCGCAGCUGCAUGAGAGCGAGGGAGUUUGCGAGUAUGCGUUGUACGUCAAGGGACUUCUCAAGAGACGGACUGGGGAGCUGACGGAGUCCCUCAACCUUUUCCAGACUGCCAUGCUGAUCAAUCCGCAGAAUCCGGCAAAUCAGAGACAGGUUGGUCAGGCGCUCUUUUUUCUCGGGGAGCACCGCGCGGCGAUUGACAUGUUUCACGAGGCGCAGCGUGUACGCGAGGUCAACGGCGUCGGCGAUGACUGGGUUAUUCAGUAUAGUAUUGGGAUGUGUUACAUGUACCUUAAAGACUACCAGGGUGCGGAGAUGGCGUUUGUAAGGUCCCUCGCUGUCCAGCGACACGACUGUACCAUGCUGCAGCUGGGUAAGGUGUUGGUGCUGCAGAGGGAUUACCCCAGGGCCAUUAAACUCUACGAGGAAUUCUUGCAAACGUCUCCCGACAAUGUGCAACUUCUGACAGCGCUGGGGCUGUUGUACCUGCAGGUGGACAAUCCCCCGCAGGCUUUCCACUACCUCGGCAAGUGUCUCACCCUAAACUCAUCCAACCCCACAGCUAUUAUGGCGGCUGCCAGCGUCAUGCAAAACAACGGGGACUUUAGUGUGGCCUUGAACAAAUAUCGCGUAGCCGUGGCGAAGCUGCCACAUUCUGCGCUUUUAUGGAGCAACGUUGGAAUGUGUUUUUUCGCUGAGCAAAAUAUGCACGCCGCUGUUGCGUGUUUGCGCAAGGCGGUUGCCUUGGCGCCCUUGGAGUGGCGAAUUGCGUACAACGUGGGGCUGGUGUUUCUGCAUCUGAAGCAAUACGCCUCGGCGUUUCACUACCUUUCCGCCUCAACGUACCUUCAUGGGACAUACGCCCCUGCCUUUAUGCACCUUGGGGUUUGCCUUGCCCUCAUGAACGAUGUUGAUAACGCAUGUGCGGCCUACGCGCGUGCGCUUUCCUUAGAACAGGACCCACUCAUCUCGCUGAACUGCUGCAUUACACUGCUGAACUGCGGGCGGGAGGAGGAGGCGCGGAAACAACUUGCCCAAUUCACGCAGCUCUGGCAUGAACUGCCUGAGGCCCAGCAGCAAGCUUUGGGACUGGCGGUCCCACGCAUGACAAAACUUCUCAUGGAGCGGCUAAUUGGCCCCGGCGAGGCAGCAGGCGAUACAGCCGAGGCUCCAAACGAAUGA